AUGAAGCUCCCGAUACAUUCGAUUAUACUGGCGACCAUACCCCUGGUUUGCUGGGCUUCCCCCGGCAAAAAGGACGCCCCCGUCGACGCCAAGGUGCUCUACGAUCAACGCCAGGAAGGGGAAUGGAACGUCCGCGCCCACCUCGACAACUUCAUCAUAAUGGUAAUCCCCUCUCAAGCCGCCGGCCCGACUUCAUCCCCAAGUCUCCUCGAUUUCCUCACCAAAUCCUUCCCUAAAGCGUCCCUCUUGAAGCGCUCGAAGUUCUCCAAGAAACCCCGUCCGCAGGAGGCCAUUCCGGAGGAAACCCUCCAGUUCAUCGAGUCCAAGACGGCGCCCUACCACGUGGAUCUCUCCAAGACCCCGCUGCCCCUUCCCUACUCGACGGUGGCCCUCCAAGCGGAUUUAGCGAAGGCCAAAGAGGACGCCUCGCCGGGGACGCCCCCGAAAACCGAUCUAAUCAGGAGUAGAAGAUCCACGAGGUUCUACUCGCCGGUGGAGGAGUCCAAAUCGAAGACUGCUGCGAGAAAACACAAGAAAACCGUGAAGGAAACGGGCGGGAAAAGCUUCGAUUUUAGACCGAUGGGGUGGCAGGAGGGUAGGGCUUGCGCCCCCGGGGAGCUGCGAGACUCCUACGGGGUUUGCACGAGUUUGAAGUAUUGA
This is a messenger RNA of Phyllotreta striolata, 660 nucleotides long. The record is from the annotation of a GenBank genome assembly. NCBI's taxonomy places the organism in Eukaryota, Metazoa, Arthropoda, Insecta, Coleoptera, Chrysomelidae.